AUGUGUUGUCGUUGUUGUCAUUCACUUUUACGUAAGCCGAUCAAUUUACUCUACGAUCCAUAUCGAUAUCGAGCAUUCUUGAUUUUCUAUUCAGUCGAUGUGGUAUUAUUUAUUAUUCGAUUAGCUCUCGUUAGCAAUGAUCUUUCUGCAAAUGCUCCUACGACAAAAGAUUAUCUCGUUCCUAUUUUAAUAUUUGACUUAAUUGCAUCGGUACCUCUGAUAAUUUGUAACUCAAUUUAUAUUGUAAUGCGUCAUUUUAUCGUAGAAUUAUUUGGUAUAAAACCUUCAAAUCAAUUUUUUUGGCGUUUAGCAACAAUGACCUGUUUUCGAUUUGAUUUUUCCAUUGAACAUCCUCAACUAAUAUUAUUAACGCGUGUAUUUCUUGUUAUCAGCUUUUUCCUUCUACGUUUUAUGUGCUUUGUUAUUGGUGCCUCGUGUUCAGCUCGUUUUAAAUCUCAAUGUACAGCAUAUACAGUUUUUGCUGCGUUUACUUUGGCCAAUCUUCUUCUUAUUAUUGUUGUCGAAUUUAUUCACUAUUUUCGUUUAUGGACUUACAAUCCGACAAAAAUAAGCAAUAAUCCUGAUGGUACAAAAUUCACUAGUAUAUAUUCUGACGCAGUGAUAGAAAAAACGCAUCGAUGUCAUCUUCGUUUCAUUCAUUAUUCAAUGAUCAAUGAUCAAAAUGCCUCUGGAUUCCGACGAUCACUUUGUUCGAAAGGCGCUGAAUGUCGCUCGGAGAGUCUUCAUCAUCAAUUAAUCUAUCACUCGCUUGAAUCAUCACGUCAAGUUCCAAAUAUAAUAAAUAAUAAUGAUGGGAAGCAAACUGUUAUUGCAUUUUAUGAAACAACAAAAGAAAAUAUGUUGACAAUUGUUAAAAACGGGUUUCCAAAGGGAGAUAAUUUGCCACUUGAACAAAGCAUCUUUUUUACGCCAUCGAUUAAAUCAAGCUUAGACAUUGACAAAGCUAUUUUAUGUGUUCGCAUCAAUUUGGGUCGAUUUGAAAUAAUCGGCAAUGGUCCUGUAAACCUAAAUCACUAUUUUCAGGGAGCGGAUGGUUUAAAAGAUACAAUUUAUGUUACGAGUGACUCGCGAUUUUAUCUUCGAAUGACAGGACAAAUAGAGAAAUGGAUUGUUAUGGUUUCUAAAGGAACGACAGUAAAUGAUCAGCUGGAUAAUAAUUAUUAUGUAGGCUGCUUUUCUUAG
Messenger RNA from Rotaria socialis, 1203 nucleotides. The record is from the annotation of a GenBank genome assembly. NCBI's taxonomy places the organism in Eukaryota, Metazoa, Rotifera, Eurotatoria, Philodinida, Philodinidae.